This is a messenger RNA of Asparagus officinalis (garden asparagus), 1457 nucleotides long. Its product is annotated as RNA-binding KH domain-containing protein PEPPER-like. Gene Ontology annotation, cellular component: cytoplasm; nucleus. The annotation marks the transcript as partial. The transcript is spliced from 6 exons. Gene Ontology annotation, molecular function: mRNA binding. The record is from RefSeq and is a predicted model, not a curated record. Lineage: Eukaryota; Viridiplantae; Streptophyta; Magnoliopsida; Asparagales; Asparagaceae. Gene Ontology annotation, biological process: regulation of gene expression.
GGAGGGGAGAUCAAGAAGUGGCCGGGGUGGCCGGGGGACAACGUGUUCCGCUUGAUCGUGCCGGUGGCGAAAGUGGGGAGCAUCAUCGGGAAGAAGGGGGAGCUUAUCAAGAAGAUCUGCGAGGAGACGAGAGCGAAGAUUAGGGUUCUUGACGGCGUAGCCGGGACCGCGGAUCGCGUUGUUCUGAUUCAUGGAAAAGAAGAUCCAGAAGCAGAUUCGUCUCCUGCAAUGAAUGCUGUGCUAAAAGUAUUCAAACGUGUUAGUGGUGUCUCAGAUACUGGAGCUGACGGUGCACCUCAAGAAUCCUCCACCCCUGCAACAUGUUCAGUUCGGUUGUUGGUGCCAGCAUCUCAAGCUAUUAACUUGAUUGGAAAACAAGGGACUUCAAUUAAAUCGUUUCAAGUGAAUAGUGGUGCGAUAAUACGAGUUAUUACAGGAGAUGAGCUCCCCUUUUAUGUUACCGAGGAAGAAAGAGUAGUCGACAUUCAAGGUGAACCCUUGAAGGUUCUUAAGGCUCUUGAAGUUGUGGUUGGUCAUUUGCGGAAAUUUUUGGUUGAUCAUAGUAUUCUUCCCUUAUUUGAAAAAAGUCCGCAGCCCAAUGCAUCACUUGUUCAAGCUCAAGCUCCUGUAGCAGCUCCUUGGAGUGAUCAAGCUCCAUCAUUGAUACAUACUGCUCAGCAGUCUGGCAUGGGCAGUGAUUAUUCAUUCCCAUUGAAGCGUGAUUCUCUGUAUCUGGAGCACGAUUCUCAUUUAGAUUCACAAAUCCAACGUUCAGGUGCACUGUCGUCACUUUAUCGGCAGGAACCUCCUCUUUCUGGACUGCAUUCCACAGGAUUAGGGCGGAGUGCUGCCGCUUUAGUUACUCAGGUUGUGCAAACAAUGCAGAUUCCAAUAUCAUAUGCAGAGGACAUCAUCGGCAUCGGUGGAGCAAACAUUGCAUACAUCCGUCGCACAAGUGGAGCUGUCCUUACUGUUCAGGAGAGUGGAGGCUUGCAUGAUGAGAUCACAGUUGAGAUCAAAGGCUCUUCUACUCAAGUUCAGGCUGCUCAACAGCUCAUUCAGGAUUUUAUGUCGGGACAUAAAGAACCAGCAGUUAGCGGUUAUGGAGGUCUAGAUACGGGACUAAGGUCAUCAUCAUAUUCUCAUCUAGCAAGUUCAGCAUACUCAUCCUCAUCCCUCGCUUCAGAAUAUGGUGGAUAUGGCUCUGGAUUGGGACGAUACGGUGACUACAGAUAUUAAUCCGAAACGCUACUGAUUAGGCCGAAAUAGCUGCUCUCUCUACUUGGUUUUGGUUGCAUAUUGCCUCGGCCGAUCGGGCUUUUUACUAAAUGACCACGCUUUCCUUGUUUAUUGUAUAAAUUUUGGUACGUGGUAGUAUUAGGUUCUUAUAUAACAGUUUGAUGUAUCUUCUUGCUCAUUCUGAUUAACGAAAUGGUUCCUUGCUUUUCACCAAUUAA